Messenger RNA from Zingiber officinale, 308 nucleotides. Its product is annotated as cell division cycle protein 48 homolog. The coding region runs from base 39 to 278 and encodes 79 amino acids. The record is from RefSeq and is a predicted model, not a curated record. The transcript is spliced from 2 exons. Gene Ontology annotation, biological process: mitotic spindle disassembly; retrograde protein transport, ER to cytosol; autophagosome maturation. Gene Ontology annotation, cellular component: cytosol; VCP-NPL4-UFD1 AAA ATPase complex; nucleus. Gene Ontology annotation, molecular function: polyubiquitin modification-dependent protein binding; ATP hydrolysis activity. Lineage: Eukaryota; Viridiplantae; Streptophyta; Magnoliopsida; Zingiberales; Zingiberaceae.
UAUGUACUGAAGCUGCUCUCCAGUGUAUCCGUGAAAAGAUGGACAUAAUUGAUCUAGAAGAUGAAUCAAUUGAUGCUGAGAUUCUCAAUUCUAUGUCUGUUACAAAUGAACACUUUAAGACUGCUUUGGGAUCUAGUAACCCAUCUGCCCUCCGUGAAACUGUUGUUGAAGUACCAAAUGUCAGCUGGGAUGAUAUUGGUGGGCUGGAAAAUGUCAAGAGGGAACUGCAAGAGGUAGUUUGCUGGAUAUGUUUGAGGUUUUAUGUCCACCAAGUGUGAUUUUUUCUUUCUGAUGGUGAUAUUCUAGGA